AAAAUAAGAAAAAAAGGGGCGAAAUAAUUGCAUUUUUAUUGAAAAAGGUGAAGUAUAGAGAUCACCAGCAAAAUAUAAAGUUGCGGCCCCGACUACAAGACCAAUGAAAUCGAAUCUAGAAGACAACUGGGAUUUCAAGAAUCAGAAACACGGAAUUUGAAGAAUAAUUUUUAGUCCUAAAAGUUAGCCUGGCUUCCUUAACCAAGCAUAGUCUUUCGCAAGAUUAUCAAGUAGAUGGAAGCUGCCUAGAAAAGCUUUGAUGGCCUUUAUAACAUUCACCAACUCCAUAUUUGAGACUGGAUCGCUUCUUAUUAAGCUGGAAUACUAGCACCUGGGCCAGUUGUACUGGACUUGGAACGACCCAUGAACAAAGUACCUAUAUCAUUAAAGAGGAACUAACAAGAUGAUCUAAGAUUUGUAAAACUGCUAAAGACCUUAGCAUGUCGUGCAUCAAGGAACUCACACCGAAAUUGGAGAGGACUUUUCAUGGUAUCUCACAGUAUCUCUGGAAUAAAUUAUGAAUGCGAAACUGAAGACAUCAAUCAUUACUGCCUACUCCUGAAGUCAUAACUAACGAUGAGGUUGGGACUAUCAUCUCGCUGAAACAUUACAUUGGUCAAGAAAUAAAACUAAUAUAAAUUAAAUACAAAAGCGAUCUAUUUAUUUUUUGCCUUAUUCAUACCGGUAAGUACUUCAAACUCUUAAUACUAAUUAAAUUUGCUGAGAAACGGUGUAAUAGGUGAAAUAUCUUCCGAUAAAUUCCAUAGUAUUCCAUGUAAUUUCUAGAAUUUCAUUUGAUUCCAGUAGGAUUCUGAGGGAAUUUACUAUAGAAUAUCCUGAGAUUCCAUAGUGUAGGAUUGCGUGGGAUUUCAAUAUAGGAUUCCAGUAGGAUUUCGUGGGAUUUCGUUAAAAGUUGGAUUCUGGUGUACCUACACAUUUUUCAAGGUGGUUUGAGUACCCCUCGAGCCUUAUCUUUAAUAUACAAAGCACUUUUGAACCUGAACGUUGGUUUUACUGCCUGUUGCUGACUCCAAUAGCUUUAUAAAAGCCAGCCUCAUAUUUUAUUCUAACUAUAGGCAUAGGCAAUAUAUUUUGUUACGAUAAAUUCACUUUCAUCAUGGAAAUACAGAAUAGAAUAAAUAUAAAUCUGAAUGAGUAGGUAGAGGUACUUACAACAAUUAAGCAGGUACCUAUACUGCUUAAAUUCAAUCAAGAUAAAUUUUUUUAGAAUUGUUGAAAAACAAUCAUGAGACACUCAAGAUACUUUCAACCAAUACAAGCUAGGUACUUAAAAUAAACUUCAAAUAAAAAAAAGACAAAGAAAACAAAACCAUAGCCAUUCAAAUCACAUCAGUGAAUUGCUAAGAUAAACGGCUAUUUCAGAUUUCGGCAGCAUAAAUGUAAAACGACAAUUAUUACGACCCUAAGCGCGCUUUUUGUAAUAUGAAACAACCAUAGAGACUGAUGGAAUUUAAGAUUCUUAGCUAGAUUUUUGUAUCAAUGUGCUUUUAGUUCAAAAACUGUACAGGGUGUCCAAGAUUCGAUGGUUUCAGGUAUUUCUAGAGAAGUUGGAAAAAAUCUGACCCCCACUUGCAAGCCUCGAUUUUCAAGAGAAAUUGACUGAUGAAAACCGCAUCUCGAGAUGUAUGAGGUGUUUUUGCAAAGUUUGGAGUUUGGCAGGGGGGCUAUAACAUUUUUAUUUAUGAAAAUUUGGUCAACUUUUCCUCUUGUAGCUUAAAAACGAAUCGAGAUAUCAAGGUACGGGUGUCACCACUUACCCGUCAACUUCUCCUGAAAAUCGAGGCUCGCAAGUGGUACCCGAAACCCGCUAAAACCAUCGAAUCCGGGACACCCUGUACAAGUUGUUACCUACUAAUACAAGCAUUUAUUUUAGAGAAAAUUAUUGGAUGUGAUAUAAACAUUUUAAAGUAAUAAAAGCGAUACACAAAUUUACACUUCUAAUUGUUUAUUUCCGUCUAGUCCUCUAAGAAAAUAUUUAGGCAACGCCAUCCAUGUCCUCCAUAAUAAUAUUGCGAUAUCGAUGAAAUAUUUUAGGAACGCGCACUUAGUUAUUUUUAGCUUAUAGAGAAAUUUUCAAAUUAAAACCGAUAGUUUUUCAUUCAUUAAACUAUAACACACAGACGCUCUAUUGAAUAAUAACUAUAUCCUUAUUUUGUGCGUUGAGUUCGUGCCAAAAGAUGAAUCGAAAACAGUUGGAAUUAAGUGAAUCUAGUUCAGAUGAUAGUGAUUCAUCUGGUGAGGAUGAACAAGAUUUCAGUAGGGCAGGAGUAUCAACUUCAAGAGAGAAAAGAAAUGUUUCUUGGUGUGGAGUGGAAGACACCAACAGACCACCCUCACCACAUUUUCCUAUGAUAAGACGUGUGGUAUGGCCGCCACCAUCAACCUCUCAACCAUCUUUCAGGACCGCCUAUGUUGAUCCCAAAGGAAAUCCAAAAUUGGGCAAUAGAAUGCAAUUGUAUUGUAAAAAUGGUGAUUUUUUGGGUGUGUAUCCUGAUGGGCGAGUAAGAGGGACUAAAGAUGAAGCUGACCCACACACAUUUCUAGAAAGAAAGACUGGAGGUUUAUUACCGGAACACGUCAAACUACAAGGAAUGUUAACGCAUUUAUAUGUGGCAAUGGAUAAGAAAGGCCGACUAUAUGCUGAAGCGGAUGCGGAGUGUCCUAGAGCAGUAUUCAUCGAAUCAUUCCAUGGAUCGUAUAAUAAUUAUUUGUCCAGGCACUAUGCACAUUUGGGUUGGUAUAUUGGCUUGAAGAAAUCGGGUAAAUUUAAAAAAGGACCCAAGACUAAGUUUGGACAAAAAGCUAUCAAGUUUUUACCAAGAAGAACUAGAUUUGAAUAAAUUUAAUUUUUCUAUUUAACUGACAGAAAAACUGUAA
Molecule: messenger RNA, 2898 nt
Organism: Ceutorhynchus assimilis (cabbage seed weevil)
Lineage: Eukaryota; Metazoa; Arthropoda; Insecta; Coleoptera; Curculionidae
Source: the annotation of a GenBank genome assembly